Messenger RNA from Prorocentrum cordatum, 427 nucleotides. The record is from the annotation of a GenBank genome assembly. NCBI's taxonomy places the organism in Eukaryota, Dinophyceae, Prorocentrales, Prorocentraceae.
GCAACUCCCCGCACCUGACCGCGGCCGCCGAGCUGGACGAGAGGCUCCAGUGGUAUUCGGCGGAGUUGCGUGACGGCAGGCUCGGAGGACCACGCAUCGACAGCCCCGCGGACCUGGACCGCGUGGUGGACGGAGUGCGCCAGCACGUCAUGGAGGCCCUGAAGCUCCACGAGUAUUUCAUGCUGGAUCAGGGAGCAUGUGUGGCAGCCUUCAAGUCCGAGGCGGCGGUCCGCUCUGAGCGGGAAGACUUCGAGGCCCUGAAGGCCGACGCGCUGCCGAGCAUCGGCGCCAAGCGGCAGGGGGUGCUCGUGUCCGGCCGCGCCCUGCGGCGCUGCUGCCGCGACGAGGGCGCGGUGCUGGACUGCCUGAAGAGGCUCCAGGACGACCUGUGGAGCGAGUGGAGCGGCGUCGAGUCUGACAUCUACAA